Protopolystoma xenopodis is the source of this 351-nucleotide messenger RNA. NCBI's taxonomy places the organism in Eukaryota, Metazoa, Platyhelminthes, Monogenea, Polystomatidea, Polystomatidae. The record is from the annotation of a GenBank genome assembly.
AUGAUUGAAAGAAUUUCGGCGCCAAAACGGGCCAUAAAAGAAACGGCGCCGAAACGAGCCAAAAGAACAAUGGCGCCAGAUUUGGCCGUUAUUCUAUUCUUCUCAAGACCGAAAGUUUCGUCAUCAGUAGAGGCACCGGAGAGAGCAAGUGACCCGCUCGCCGGACAAUUGGCGACAACCAGAAAGUGUGCUCCGAUUUCGCUGCCUACUCUCCGUCAGACCUGGAGGCUCAUUCACAAAAAGGGUGGUCGGCAAAGCGGAACAGUCUCUUGUGCAACGGUGAGAAUUGACGGAGCCGAUCGCGGAAACCGGACACGAGCUGGAACUGGCGCCAACGCCUCGGUCUGUUGA